AUGCGCAGAGCACGGCGAGGAGGGAGUACUGCGAGCACACAUAUAUAGCCUGUGUCACUUUGGUAACUGAAUACACGUAGGUUCAAGCACGCGCUUCAGUUCGCGUUUUCAGGACUGCCCUCUUACCCUCCACACCCCCUCAGUGUGCGCGCACGGCGGGAGGCUGGAUUAUCACCGGGAUGGUGUGUGAGCGCGGAGAAGCGGAAACGCGCCGGCAGCAGCGGGGCGCGAGCCUCCGGUGAGCCUCCGGUGAGACAGAGUUCCCACCGAGUGUUCACGAGGCUUCCUCCUCCGCACGAGCUGCCGCUGAAAACAGCUGGAUGUCGUCCUGCGGACACACGGAGCUGCGCUGAGCGCCGAACAGCUCGUCUGACAGGCUAUUAACGCCUCUUCAUCAUGCUGCCCUGGGCCUGUCCCUUGCUCUUCCUGGUCCUGCUUCCUGCCCAAUCAGCUGCAACCUCUCUAACUGCUGACAACAGAACGGAGGAUCUUCAGGAGGUCACCCUGGCAGCCAUCUUGCCUCUGACUAACACUAACUAUGCAUGGGCAUGGCCUCGGGUUGCGCCCGCCAUCUACCAGGCAUUACAGCAGGUGAACUCUGACCCCUGGUUGCUACCAGGUCUGAAGCUGCGGCUAGUUUAUGGCAGCUCAGAGAGCCGCGACGGCUUUUGCUCAGACUCCAUAGCGCCGCUUGUAGCCGUCGACCUCAAGCUGUCCCACGACCCCUGGGCCUUCAUUGGACCCGGCUGCGACUACUCAUCCUCACCUGUUGCCCGCUUUACCACCCACUGGGAUGUUCCCAUGGUGACAGCUGGUGCCCGAGCAAUCGGCUUCAAUCUGUACGCUGCGGUCACCAACACGGGCCCCACUCACAAAAAGCUGGGUGAGUUUGGUGUCAGGAUCCAGGAGAUGUUUGGCUGGCAGCGGCACGCCACGGUCAUCUUCAGUGACAACAGGGACUCCAAUGAUGAUCCGCUGUGCUACUUCGCUGUGGAGGGGCUGUAUGAGCUGCUGGGCAAACGUAACAUCACUGUCCACGACCACGUCAUCCAGGGCGACGUCAACUACAAGUCGAUGGUCCAGGAUAUCCGUGACAAUGGCCGAGUUGUGUACAUGUGCUGCUCCUGGGACAUCUUCAGGACGUUGAUGGUCCAAUUCUGGAAGGAAGGGGUGGAGCUGGAGGACUAUGUCUUCUUCUUCAUUGAUCUUUUUGCUGAGGGUCUGGACGGGAGCGCUCCCAUCAGGCCCUGGUUCAGAGGAGACCAGGAGGACUAUGCGGCUCGCAACGCUUUCAGGAGUGUGAAAGUGCUGACGUAUCUGCAGCCCCAGAAUCCCGAAUAUCUUCAGUUUGUUAAAACUCUGAAAAAAGACGCAAAGGCGAUGUUCAACUUCACCAUCAGAGACUCUAUGUACAACCUGAUUGCCGGAGGGUUCUACGACGGGGUGAUACUGUACGCUCAUGCUCUGAACGAGACCCUGAAUUUGCAAGGACCGGGACUGGGACCAAUACUGGGACCAGUCCAGAGGCCCAGAGGAGAUGAGGUGACCCGGAGGAUGUGGAACAGGACAAUCAAAGGUACAGUUGCUAUGCAUCAGAUGGUUGCAAUGGUGAUCUGCUUUGUCUUUGUCAUCAUCGUUACUGUCACCAUCUUCAUCUACAGGAAGCUGAAGCUGGAGAGCGAGCUUGCAGCUCAGCUGUGGAGAGUUUCCUGGGAUGACGUCCAGAUGAGCAACCUGGAUAAAGUCCUGAGGAGAGCGUGCAGCAGGCUCACCAUGUCUCUGAAAGGAUCCAACUAUGGUUCUCUGAUGACCAUGGAGGGAAACUUUCAGAUCUACACUAAAACCGGAUACUACAAGGGAAACUUGGCAGCUAUCAAAUACAUCAACAAGAAACGCAUCGAACUGACCCGGAAGGUUCUGUUUGAACUGAAGCAUAUGCGAGAUGUCCAAAAUGAACACCUGACCCGCUUCAUUGGCGCCUGUAUCGACCCGCCGAACAUGUGCAUCAUCACAGAGUACUGUCCAAGAGGCAGCCUUCAGGACCUGAUGGAGAGUGACAGCAUCACACUGGACUGGAUGUUCAGAUACUCUCUCAUUAAUGACAUUGUCAAGGGAAUGGCAUUUCUCCACAACAGCGUCAUCAUCUCCCAUGGUGACCUUAAAUCGUCCAACUGUGUGGUGGACAGCCGCUUUGUCCUGAAAAUCACUGACUAUGGCCUGCAGAGUCUUAGGACCAGAAACUGCCCCGAGGACACACAUGCUUACUAUGCACGGAAGCUGUGGACAGCUCCAGAGCUGGUGAGGAUAGAUUGUCCUCCGAACUGUGGGACACAAAAGGGGGAUGUGUACAGUUUUGGGGUGAUCCUGCAGGAAGUGGCUCUGCUCAGAGGAGUUUUCUACCUCGACUCACACUCUCUCUCCCCUAAAGAGAUUGUGCAGGCGGUGAUUCAUGGUGGCACCCCACCCCUCCGCCCCUCCCUCUGCUUCCACAGUCACAGUGAGGAGCUCGGUGUCCUGAUGCAGCGCUGCUGGAGUGAAGAGCCGAGCGAGCGUCCCGACUUCAACACCAUCAAGAUCCUGCUCAGGAAGCAGCACAGAGGAUAUGGCUCUAACAUCCUGGACAAUCUGCUCUCCCGGAUGGAGCAGUAUGCUAAUAACCUGGAGGAGCUGGUGGAGGAACGAACGCAGGCCUAUCAUGAGGAAAAGAGGAAGGCGGAGGCCCUGCUGUACCAGAUACUCCCACAUUCUGUAGCAGAGCAGUUAAAACGAGGAGAGACAGUUCAGGCUGAAGCGUUUGACUCUGUCACCAUCUACUUCAGCGACAUCGUUGGCUUCACCACUCUGUCUGCAGAGAGCACGCCACUGCAGGUUGUGACGUUAUUAAACGACUUGUACACCUGUUUUGAUGCCAUUAUAGACAACUUUGAUGUAUACAAGGUAGAAACAAUCGGUGAUGCCUACAUGGUGGUCUCAGGACUACCUGCCAGGAACGGUAAACUUCACGGUCGAGAGGUCGCCCGCAUGUCCCUCGCCCUGCUGGAAGCUGUCAAGAGCUUCCAGAUCCGACACCGACCCAAUCAGCAGCUACGGCUCCGCAUCGGCAUCCAUAGCGGUCCGGUAUGUGCUGGCGUGGUUGGGUUGAAGAUGCCGAGGUACUGUCUGUUUGGAGACACGGUCAAUACAGCGUCACGCAUGGAGUCAACUGGGGAGGCUCUGAAGAUUCACGUGUCGGAGGCGACUCGUCAGGUUCUGCAGGAGUUCAGCUGUUUCCAGCUGCAGCUCAGAGGAGAGAUUGAAGUGAAAGGGAAAGGACGCAUGAGGACGUACUGGUUGGUGGGAGAGAACGCCACUAACUAAAAGAUCAGGAGGACAUCAAGAACCCGCCUCCUCAUCUUCCCAUCUAAUUGGACAGAACAUUGUUUAAGAUGACAGAUAAAAGACUGAGUGAACUUUCACCAAAGACUGUAGAGAAAAACAAAGAUAGGCAAAUGUUUUACUGUAAGAUAAAUUAAUCACGAGGAAGAAAAUGUGUAAAUACAACAAUAAACUGUGUUUGCUA
Molecule: messenger RNA, 3559 nt
Organism: Haplochromis burtoni (Burton's mouthbrooder)
Lineage: Eukaryota; Metazoa; Chordata; Actinopteri; Cichliformes; Cichlidae
Gene: npr1a
Product: natriuretic peptide receptor 1a
Biological process (GO): receptor guanylyl cyclase signaling pathway; protein phosphorylation; intracellular signal transduction
Cellular component (GO): membrane
Molecular function (GO): peptide receptor activity; ATP binding; guanylate cyclase activity
Source: RefSeq, a predicted model, not a curated record